This is a messenger RNA of Sinocyclocheilus rhinocerous, 989 nucleotides long. Its product is annotated as E3 ubiquitin-protein ligase MYCBP2-like. Gene Ontology annotation, cellular component: plasma membrane; nucleus. Gene Ontology annotation, molecular function: ubiquitin protein ligase activity. Bases 405 to 989 code for a protein of 194 amino acids. Lineage: Eukaryota; Metazoa; Chordata; Actinopteri; Cypriniformes; Cyprinidae. Gene Ontology annotation, biological process: regulation of synaptic assembly at neuromuscular junction; axon guidance. The transcript is spliced from 3 exons. The record is from RefSeq and is a predicted model, not a curated record.
AUGUAUCCCAGCAUGCUUGACAGUCAGCGACAUGAACAGGGAAGGAUGAUGAAGCUAAGAUGGCAGCGCUACUAGGGUUGCUGUCUUUACGGGGUCGAGAAAAACAGCAGGAACACCCGCGAAGCACGGACGCCAGCUCGCGCUUUUGACUGAUUUCACUUCAGGCAGUCGGAUCGCCUGCAGUCGAGGAAAUAACGGUCGGGUUUUGACCCGGGCGAAGGAACGGAUGCGUAUUUCGCAGUUGCAGCAGCGCGGCUAACCGUAAACGUCGUUUUAAUUGGAGGUGCUCGGAUGUAAUUCGCCGGGUGUUUUUGCGGAGCGGAUUUAUGGGGUGUGCUUGGGACUUUUGAGUUAGCUCUGUUGACUGACAUUGUAAUCUAAUAUAUGCGUUGUUCCCCUAAACGAUGAUGUGUGCUGCUGCGGCAGCGGGUGCCGGUGGCAGCGGGAUCCCGUCCUCCUCGUCCCACUCCAUGGGGCUGGGAGGCAGGGUCAUUCCCGGAGCUGGAAACGAUUUCGCAUCGAUCGGAUCAGGCAUGGGCUCCUGUCCCGUUGUGGGGGCCCGCUCGGAUUGUCGGAGCCGCUACCAACUGCUUCUCUCAGGGCGAGCACUGGCGGAGCGGUACCGGAGGAUUUACACCACCGCGAUCAACGACAAAGAGCAGGGGCUGAACCUCGGCAGGGGAAAGAAAGCUUUGAGCAAGAAGAAGCUAAAAAGGCGGCAAAAAGUCAAAUCAAAAGUGAAAACAAGAUCAAAGACAGACACUCUGGAUGGGGCCUUUCCAGUGCCUGACAUCAAACUCCACAGCAACCCCUCUGCAUUCAACGUCUACUGUAAUGUACGGCACUGCGUCCUGGACUGGCAGCAGAAGGAGGCCGCGUUGGCCCUGGCCUCCCGCAACUCUGUGCAGAGCGGAGACUCAGACAGUGAGGAGGAAGAGGAGUACCGCGAACCCGCCGUCAAACUCCCCAAGGUCAGUCAACGGCAUUAA